GUUUUUUUAUUUUAAUUCUAUUUUUUUUUUUUUUUCGGGUCAUAUGAAAGAUCGUGUUCAUGUGAGCUGAAAAUUUGCCUUGAAAAAGAAAGUAUCAGAGUCGUAGUGACUCAAUGCUGGUUAUAUAAUAUUCGCUGCGUUCGCUGUUCUUGUUGGGUUCAUCAUCAUUCUUCUGUGUCGUCUUCUAUCUUAUAAUCCUGUUUCCCUCUCGCCACCUCCUCAUCCUCUUCAUCAUCACUAUCCUCAUCAUCAAUUCCAUCAUCACUCUCACAUAAUUUAAUUCUUCUUCCUCUAACUAAUAAACGAGUCUCCUCGUUUGCCGGUCAAACGUACUCUAUCCUAUCUAUCCAUACAUACUAUAAUCACCAUGCAGACCAAGCACUUCUUCUCCGACCCUAACCACCUCGUCGUCACUGCCCUCAACUCUCUCACCCGCACAAACCCCUCUCUCGCCUUCGACCCGGAAAACAAGAUUGUCUUCCGUCGUCCAGAUGCCACCAAGUCAAAGGUCGUCAUCAUCUCCGGCGGUGGUUCCGGUCAUGAGCCCGCCUUUGCCGGCUACGUCGGGACGGGUCUGCUAGAUGCCUCUGUGGCCGGUACCAUCUUCGCCUCGCCCUCGGCCGAGCAGAUCCGCAAGGCUGCCAUGGACUUUGUCGACACCUCCAAGGGUCUUCUCGUCAUUCCCAUGAACUACACUGGUGACGUGCUUAACUUUGGCAUGGCGGCCGAAAAGGCCCGUGCUGCCGGUAUCCAAACAGAGUUCUUUGCUGUCAAUGACGACGUCGGUGUUGGGAAGAAGAAGGGCGGCAAGGUUGGCCGUCGUGGUAUUGGUGGUGGUAUCCUCGUCUUGAAGAUGGUUGGUGCUUUGGCUGAAGCUGAUGGCUCUCUCGACCAAGUGUAUAAGCUGGCUCAGUUGGCCAACGACAACCUUGUCUCUGUCGGUGCUUCCCUCGAGCACGUUCACGUCCCUGGCCGUGGUGCGUCCGAGGACAGCAUCCCUCAGGAUGAGAUUGAGGUCGGUAUGGGUAUUCACAACGAGCCUGGCUCCCACCGUGUCAAGGCUACCUUGGACCAGUUGGUCAAGGGUAUGCUCUCGCAGUUGCUGGACUCCAAGGACACCGACCGUUCGUUUGUCAACCACGGCCCCGGCGAUGAGUGGGCUCUGUUGAUCAACAACCUUGGUGGUCUCAGCGCCUUGGAAUUGUCUGGUAUCACCGAGGAGGUUUGCAGCCAGCUUGACCGUGACUACGCUGUCAACCCCGCCCGUAUUAUCCAGGGUACCUUCCUCACCAGUCUGAACCAGUUGGGUUUCAGCAUCUCCUUGCUGAGACUCGCCGACACUGGCCUCGGUGACGGCAAGUCCAUGGUCGACCUGCUCGAUGCGCCCGCCGAGGCCGUCGGCUGGUCCGCCCCCAUCACCUCUUCGACCUGGGCUCGUCAGCACGACCCUCCUGUCGAGAUCAAGCGUACUGCUGCCGCUGCUGAGCGUCCCAGCAACUUGAAGUUGGAACCCGCCGUGCUGAAUAAGGUUCUGGGAUCUGGCCUUGAGCGGGUCAUCGCCGCGGAGCCGCAGGUCACCCGCUACGACACCAUCGUUGGCGACGGUGACUGUGGAAUCGGUCUCAAGCGUGGAGCUGAGGCUGUCCUGUCUCUCAUCCAGUCGGCCGAUCUGUCCACCGACCUCCUCGACACCGUCCACCGCAUCAUCAACGUGGUGGAGAACACCAUGGACGGCACCUCGGGCGCUAUCUACGCCAUCUUCCUGAACGCGCUGGCCCACGGUCUCCGCGAGCAGGACAAGUCCUCCACCCCCACCCCCGUUGACGUUGGCGUGUGGUCCGCCGCCCUCAAGUACUCGAUCAACGCCCUGGCCAAGUACACCCCCGCCCAGCCCGGCGACCGUACCAUGAUUGACGCUCUGGUUCCCUUCUGCAACACCCUGUCUGAGUCCAAGGACGUCAAGGCCGCCGCCAAGGCAUCCGAGGAGGGCACCGAGGCCACCAAGAGCAUGAAGGCCAGCUUGGGUCGCAGUGUGUACGUUGGUGGUGAGAGCGAGUGGGUUGGCAAGGUUCCUGACCCUGGUGCUUAUGGAUUGAUGGAGUUCUUCAACGGACUUGCCCAGGCUUCUUAAUUGUAUACAUAUUAAUUAACGAGAUACG
Molecule: messenger RNA, 2159 nt
Organism: Aspergillus wentii DTO 134E9
Lineage: Eukaryota; Fungi; Ascomycota; Eurotiomycetes; Eurotiales; Aspergillaceae
Product: putative dihydroxyacetone kinase (DakA)
Exons: 4
Coding region: 368-2131 (587 amino acids)
Biological process (GO): glycerol catabolic process
Cellular component (GO): cytosol
Molecular function (GO): ATP binding; glycerone kinase activity
Source: RefSeq, a predicted model, not a curated record